Molecule: messenger RNA, 1107 nt
Organism: Psilocybe cubensis
Lineage: Eukaryota; Fungi; Basidiomycota; Agaricomycetes; Agaricales; Agrocybaceae
Exons: 8
Coding region: 1-1107 (368 amino acids)
Molecular function (GO): oxidoreductase activity, acting on the CH-OH group of donors, NAD or NADP as acceptor
Source: RefSeq, a predicted model, not a curated record
AUGCCCAGCGUUAGCGCAGCGGGAGGACCUCUCGUCCUCGUCACCGGCGCCAACGGGUACAUCGGCACCUGGCUGAUCCAAGGGCUGCUCGAAAAGGGAUAUACAGUCCGAGGCACCGUCCGCUCGGAGGAGAAGGGUAAACCUCUGACCGAGUAUUUCGACUCGACGCCGUACGGGAGUAACCUCGAAUUGCCUGGAGCGUUUGACGAGGCUGUGAAAGGUGUGGAUGCUAUUGAGCAUGUUGCCUCCCCGACAGUUUUUCUUCGUCGACCAGACGAUCCUCCCGAUGCGCUCAUCGUCCCAGCCGUAGAGGGUACCCUAGGCAUCCUACGCAGUGCGCAAAAAUUCGGGUCCAAAGUCAAACGCAUCGUAUUGACAUCCUCAAUCGUCGCGUUACUCCCGAUAUUCACCGCCGCGGACGCCGAGUCGGGCGUCACCGUCCCGUUAGACGAGAGCGGGUGGGCGGACGCGUAUGUGGACGACGUCAGAAAGCGCGGAAACGCCGCGGGCCUGUUGGCGAAAUACUGCGCGUCGAAGGCGCUGGCGGAGAAAGCGGCUUGGGAGUUUUAUGAGAAAUGUAAGAGUGAAGUUCCUUGGGACCUCGUAGCGCUUAAUCCUGCUACUUCGCCGUUACUCGAUUUCCAAGAUGGUCUGACAUCCUCUCUACAAUACUGGCUCCACCACGCAUGCAAAGCGCAGCCGGACGACGUGCUGUGCGAUACGAUGGGGUUCGUGGACGUCCAUGACGUCGUCGCGGCGCAUGUGGCCGCUCUCGAGAAGGAGGAGGCGGGUGGAGAGAGGAUUAUAUUGUGUAAACGUACUAUGACUUGGCAACAACACCGAAACGAGAUGUACACCAUCCGCCCGGACCUCUACGACGGUGCAUCGGGCGUGCUGCCCAGCGGAAACCCAGGGAUAACACCUGGCGCGCUACAAUACACGUACAACACGACGAAAGCGGCGCGGAUCCUUGGGAUUGUGUAUACGGACUCGGGUGAUACGCUGGGUAAUACGAUGGAGUAUUUUGAGACGCGGGGGUUUUUCGGUGGGGGUGCGGGUGGGAAUGUGAAUGUGAAUGGGAAUGGGGAAGUUGGCGGUGUGAUGUAG